Eucalyptus grandis is the source of this 2458-nucleotide messenger RNA. RefSeq names its product phenylalanine ammonia-lyase. Lineage: Eukaryota; Viridiplantae; Streptophyta; Magnoliopsida; Myrtales; Myrtaceae. Gene Ontology annotation, molecular function: phenylalanine ammonia-lyase activity. The transcript is spliced from 2 exons. Gene Ontology annotation, biological process: L-phenylalanine catabolic process. Gene Ontology annotation, cellular component: cytoplasm. The record is from RefSeq and is a predicted model, not a curated record. The coding region runs from base 199 to 2346 and encodes 715 amino acids.
AACCUCAGGAAAAUUUCAUUGCAAUCCUCUGAAUUUUCCCUAACUAGAAAUAAAGAGAUUAUAUACAUACACGAGCAAAGCGCUCUCCUCCAGUUGUCUUCCUUCGUUCGCUCAUCUCUCCUCGUACAUUAUUAGCAUACGACCUCUUGUAUCGGACCCGGAUCCGCUAUCGUUAACGUACACACGUUCUAGUGCUGAAUGGAGAUGGAGAGCACCACCGGCACCGGCAACGGCCUUCACAGCCUCUGCGCCGCCGGGAGCCACCAUGCCGACCCACUGAACUGGGGGGCGGCGGCAGCAGCCCUCACAGGGAGCCACCUCGACGAGGUGAAGCGGAUGGUCGAGGAGUACCGGAGGCCGGCGGUGCGCCUCGGCGGGGAGUCCCUCACGAUAGCCCAGGUGGCGGCGGUGGCGAGUCAGGAGGGGGUAGGGGUCGAGCUCUCGGAGGCGGCCCGUCCCAGGGUCAAGGCCAGCAGCGACUGGGUCAUGGAGAGCAUGAACAAGGGAACUGACAGCUACGGGGUCACCACCGGGUUCGGCGCCACUUCUCACCGGAGGACGAAGCAAGGCGGUGCUUUGCAGAAGGAACUUAUAAGGUUCUUGAAUGCCGGGAUCUUCGGCAACGGCACGGAGUCGUGCCACACCCUGCCUCAAUCCUCCACCCGAGCCGCCAUGCUCGUCCGGGUCAACACCCUCCUCCAGGGCUACUCCGGCAUCCGUUUUGAGAUCCUCGAGGCCAUCACCAAGUUCCUCAACCACAACAUCACCCCGUGCCUGCCCCUCAGGGGCACCAUCACUGCCUCAGGCGACUUGGUCCCCCUCUCCUACAUUGCCGGGCUCCUGACGGGCCGGCCCAACUCCAAGGCCGUCGGGCCUGAUGGGAAGUCCCUGGACGCUGUCGAGGCCUUCCGGCUCGCCGGGAUUGACACGGGCUUCUUCGAGCUGCAGCCAAAGGAAGGGUUGGCGCUCGUGAACGGCACGGCAGUCGGGUCUGGCCUGGCUUCCAUCGUCCUCUUCGAGGCCAACAUACUCGCGGUCCUGUCCGAGGUCCUGUCAGCGAUCUUCGCAGAGGUGAUGCAGGGGAAGCCGGAGUUCACAGACCACUUGACGCAUAAAUUGAAGCACCAUCCCGGGCAGAUUGAGUCUGCGGCUAUAAUGGAGCACAUUUUGGAUGGAAGCGCUUACGUGAAGGCUGCUAAAAAGUUGCACGAGAUGGAUCCGCUCCAGAAGCCAAAGCAGGACAGGUACGCUCUCAGGACUUCUCCCCAGUGGCUAGGGCCCCAGAUUGAGGUGAUCCGAGCGGCAACCAAGAUGAUUGAGAGGGAAAUCAAUUCGGUCAAUGACAACCCGCUGAUCGACGUCGCGAGGAACAAGGCCCUGCACGGUGGGAACUUCCAGGGGACCCCGAUUGGUGUCUCCAUGGACAACACUCGCCUGGCGGUUGCGUCCAUAGGGAAGCUCAUGUUCGCGCAGUUCUCAGAGCUUGUCAAUGACUUCUACAACAACGGGCUGCCCUCAAAUCUGUCGGGCGGCCGCAACCCUAGCCUGGACUACGGCUUCAAGGGUGCAGAGAUCGCCAUGGCGUCAUACUGCUCGGAGCUCCAAUUCCUCGCCAAUCCCGUUACCAAUCAUGUCCAGAGCGCGGAGCAGCACAACCAGGAUGUCAACUCCCUAGGCCUGAUCUCAUCGAGGAAGACCGCCGAGGCCAUCGACAUAUUGAAGCUCAUGUCUUCCACUUUCCUGGUUGCUCUGUGCCAGGCAGUUGACCUGAGGCAUCUGGAGGAGAACCUGAAGAGCACGGUGAAGAACACGGUCGGCAGGGUGGCCAGGAAAGUCCUCAUGGUGGGCGCUAAUGGCGAGCUCCACCCGUCUCACUACUGUGAGAGGGACCUGCUCAAAGUGGUCGACCGCGAGCAUGUGUUCACCUACGCUGAUGACGCCUGCAGCGCCACCUACCCGCUGAUGCAGAAGCUGAGGCAAGUCCUGGUCGACCAGGCACUGGUGAAUGGCGAGAGCGAGCUGAACCCGAGCACUUCGAUCUUCCAAAAGAUCGUGGCCUUCGAGGAGGAGCUCAAGGCCCAGUUGCCGAAGGACGUCGAGGGCGUUCGAGUCCAGUACGAGACAGGCAACCUCGCCAUCCCCAACCAGAUCAAGGAAUGCAGGUCCUAUCCAUUGUACAAGCUGGUGAGGGAGGAGCUGGGGACUGCCCUGCUCACGGGCGAGGGCGUGAUAUCCCCUGGCGAGGACUUCGACAAGGUCUUCACUGCGAUCUGUGCUGGAAAACUGAUUGAUCCGCUGCUGGAGUGCCUAAGCGGUUGGAACGGUGCUCCUCUUCCCAUCUCUUAGGAAUUGUCCUAUAUUCUUUCUCCUUCUUUUUCCCUUUCCGUUACUUGCCAAGUAAAUCUCAUGUAUCCAAUCUUUUCUAUCAAGAGACAAUUGUAUUUCUUGUUUUCUGUUU